GCGUAAUAAAAUAUGGCGAUUGAAGCCUGAAGUUCGUUUUCUUCUUUGAUUACAGCGAAGAUCUCCACAUAUGUAAAGAAAAGUUCCAACCAUGUCACACAGUUAUUAUGGAAAACAGUGGGUUGAAUCCCAGGGAGGGAUUCUUGAUCUGCUGGAGGUUGAACUUCCAUCAGAACCGGCCAAACCAGAAAAGGACCGUAUUGCAGCAUUUCAGAUGUUUGCUGUGAUGUAUAUCAAAUAUAUUCAAAUAUUCAGAAGGAUUGAAGAAUGCUAUGAUCAGGUGGUUCAUCCUCAAAAGAGACGGGUGUUGCGUCAUUUGCUUGAUGGUAUCAUGGGAAGGAUUCUUGAGUUAAAGAAUGAAAUGGUACUGCUUGAAUUCUCAGAGUAUCACUACUUUGAUGAUGUGCUGUCAGAUCUGAAACUUACACCUGAUGAUAUAGAAAUCCCCAUUCCAAAAUACUUCACAUAUGAGAAUUCCAAAGUUCUGCAAGAAAGAGAAAAAAUGCUGGGCAGCAUCUUGGCAAAAAUGGGUCCACAAGAAACAACACCACAAAAGGAAGAAAUACAGAUGACUCUUGAUGAUGCCAUCAGGCUUAUUCAGGUGCAUGAGAGGGCUCGGCAAGGAAGACUGAGAGCAAAGUUCAUGAGAGAAAUCAGACAACAAGAAGAGAGGGAACGUCAGGCACAACUGCGAGGAGCACCAACUAUGGAUCCUGACAUUGCAGCUACAAAAAUUCAAAAGGUUUGGAAAGGUUACUCACAAAGAAGAAAGACCAAAAAAAUGAGAGAAGAAGAAUUGAUAUUUGUGGGAAUGGCUUCUCCUCCUGAGCCAAAGGAUUGGAAAGACACACCCAUGUAUUCAGCUAAGAAGACAGAGGACCACAGAAGAGUCGUUCAAGAAGAACAUGAGAGGGAAUAUCAACAAGCACUUGUUUCCAUUAAGGAGAAGAUUCGCGAGAUUGAGGGACCAGAUAUGAAAGAAAACAUGCAAGAUCAGAUUAGGCAAUGGUUUAUUGAAUGCAGGGACAAGACAGGCAAGUUUCCUGAUUACCCUGAUGACGAUGAAGGAGGAUCUGCUGCCAUAUUCAAGGAGAAAGAUCCUUUGGAGAUGGAGAAGGAGGAGGGACAGAAGGAUGAGGAUGGGGGAAAGAAGAAAAAAGGAAAGAAGGGAAAGAAAGAGAAGAAAGAGAAAAAGGAUAAAAAAGACAAAAAAGGAAAGAAAGGCAAAGGAAAAGGAAAGGGAGGAGAUGAGGAAGAAGAAGAGGGUAUAAAAAUGCAGGUUUCAAACUUUGUUCCAACAGUGAAUGAAGCAGCUGCUACUUACAAAGAUGUGUGGCAGUUCAGAGAUGAGGCCACCAACUUUGAGCAGAAACAUGAUGCAGAGUUAAUCAAAGAGGCUAAAAGGAUUGAAGUCGAUGAGGAAAUCCGAAAGCAAGUUGAUGAGCUUAUGCGGCAAGAACUGAAAAACUUGAAAAUGGCUGUUGAUAGAGAUAAAGGGGGCAAGAAGGGAAAGAAAGGCAAGAAAAGUGGCAAGAAAAGUGGGAAAAAGAAAAAAAAGAAGAGUGGAAAGAAAAGUGGAAAGAAAGGAAAGAAAAAGAAGAAAGAGAAAGAUUUGACCGCUGACAGAACAAUAGAGUCCCUUUAUGAAGAAUUGGUCCACGAAGGAAUUUUAGUAAGACCUCCCAAGAUUAAUCUGAGGGACUUUGCUGGAGAAUACAGUUACCUUGGAACAACUCUCCGUCAGGCUAACAUUGAGCCCAUGCCUUCAUUGUCUGAUGUAAGACGAGUCAUUACUGAGUUUGCCAUACUUCCCUUAGGAUCUCAAGCUGUGCAUGAAAAAGCCCCUUUAGUUAAGUCAGUUCUGAUUGCGGGCCCGCGUGGAGUUGGGAAGAAAAUGUUGGUGCAUUGUAUCUGUACGGAGACUGGGGCCAAUAUGUUCGACUUAACCGCUGCGAAUAUCGCGGGAAAAUACCCAGGAAAGGCUGGAUUGGCCAUGAUGCUUCAUAUGGUGUUUAAGGUUGCCCGGCAGCUUCAACCCUCAGUCGUGUACGUUGGAGAUGCCGAGAGAACAUUUGUUAAGAAGGUUCCCAAGACUGACAAGAGUGACCCCAAGAGACUUAAAAAGGAUCUGCCUAAGAUUUUGAAAACCCUCAAAGGAGAGGAUCGAGUGCUGAUUGUUGGAACCUCGCGAAUGCCCUUUGACGGCGAAAUCAAACCAUUUUGUGGAUUAUACCAAAAGAUUUUGCUGAUACCAAGACCUGACUAUGCUUCGAGGUUCUUGCUCUGGAAAAUGCUGAUCACACGAUGUGGUGGACGCGUGACUGAAGCGAUAGAUGCAAGUUCGCUGGCCAAGAUUACCGACGGCUACACUCCAGGUCACAUGGUACAAGCAAUUCAACAAAUUCUGACGGAAAGACGCAUUCAACAGCUUUCAAAAAGACCGUUGUCAGCUGUGGAGUUUGUGGCGCCUUUGGCUCGAAUUGAUCCGAUUUAUAAAGAAGAGGAGGAAGCCUUCAAGGCAUGGUACGCGAAGACACCGCUGGGAAAGAAACGAGCGAAGGCUGCUGCAGGAGACGAUGAAGGGGAUAAAAAAGGAAAGAAGGGAGGGAAAAAGGGUGGAAAGAAAAAGAAGAAAUAAUAAGAAAAGAACAGAACAAAUCAGUUACGACGUGGAAAGACCAAAAAGUUUCCGAGGUCGAGUGUUUUAUACGUACUGUUGUAAAUAAAUCUGAGCCUGCUGUUGGGCAGAGUGUAAAUAGAAAAGAUACAAACGAAUUAAACAAAUUUUUUCGAGUGUA
Messenger RNA from Pocillopora damicornis (cauliflower coral), 2798 nucleotides. RefSeq names its product dynein regulatory complex subunit 11. Gene Ontology annotation, molecular function: ATP hydrolysis activity; ATP binding. The record is from RefSeq and is a predicted model, not a curated record. Lineage: Eukaryota; Metazoa; Cnidaria; Anthozoa; Scleractinia; Pocilloporidae.